CAAUCUCCCAUGAUGGCAUCAUUGAUGUCCAGGUAUGAUCUUGCUGCUGUAGAAAGUCUACUCGAGACUAUCCGAACCUCCUCCUUAUUCAUUGCCAUCGUUGAAGGCACCCAGGUCACCCCAGUUUGGGAGGCCACACCAAACCCCUACAUCCCGAAAGUUCCAGAGACGACAGAACUCGUCAAAGCUCUUGGUCUCCCGAAAUUACCACGCUCACUUGAACCUCCCAUGAUACUUCAUAAUCUGGGUUCCUUUGUAUACGAUACAGUACUGAAGUCAAGGAUCGAGGGGGUAUUUAGUGGCAAAAAUGUGUUCUUGUUCAAUGCGUCGGCAACAGGCAAAACGAGAAUAACCUACGAAGGUCUCUGUCGCAACUGGGGCUUCUAUUUCACCUCCGCCACGGACACCGCUCGCCUUGGAGAUCCGGAUCUGGAGUCAAUUAUAGGUCGUAUUCGUGAAGACGACCAGUUCACCAGGCUCAUCUCACCCGAAUCCGACUCUGGAGAACUCCUGGCAAGGAAUUUCGCUCUGGCCCAUCGGUACUUCAGCGCAAUUCUUUUGGCCCGUCUGCUGGUUUUCAAACUGUUCUUGGAAGCAGCCGUGGCUCAUGGCUUGCGACACAAACACAAGUCAAUUUGGCUGAGGUUGCAGCUUGGUCUUUGGUCCAAAUCACCCAUCAUUAUAGAUUUCUGUAAAUUGGCAUUGGAGUUGGUAGACGCGCUUCCUGACAAACACGACUUUGACCUAGCCAUAUCCGAAACCCUCUCAGAUAUAAUGGCCGUACAGGACAUUACUGCCGAAAGUCCGGUGUUUAUUGUCCUGGAUGAGGCUAACGCAGCUCUAAAACGGUUGGACCAAGCGUUCUUGGAUGGAGACGGGAAUUAUUAUCCAGAGUUGAAGGUUAUAUUGCGGACCUGGAGCACUCACUUGAAUCAUCCCCGCUUUGCUUUCGUCGUGGCUGGAACAGAGAUUCCCUUCAAAUACUUCACAGAGGAUGAGUGGUCAGGAUGGGUGUGGACCUCGGAUACGGGGGCUUUCGAUAACCGGGAGGAGCAGAGACGAUAUGCACUGUCUUUCCUUCCGUCGAGUUUUGCCUCUUCUCCGUCUGGCCAGCUUCUAUUGGACCGAAUAUGGAAGUGGACGAGGGGAAGGUAUCGGAUCACGGCUUCGCUCUUGUCAGUUUUCUUGGAGGAGCUAUUCAUUUCACCACACCAGCAACUUCAUUCAUAUAUUUCCACGUUGAGCGGUGGCUACUGCCCCCCCGGUCGGAACUGGGGCCCCGAUCUUUGUCACAGAACGCCUUUUUCAAGUGUUCCUUUCGAAAGUCUAGACUCGAAUCGUCGUUUAUCAUUAUGCAUGCACCAAACCGUCCUCUCAUACUUGCUACAGACGGGCGAACGGAACUACUUUUCUGUAGAUGAUAUCGUUCUUGUCAAUAAGGGCUUCGGUCGCUUCGUCGAUACCGGUUGUAGCCUGAUCACCAUCGACGAGCCGUUCAUCUUAGCUGGAGCAGCACGCUGGUUUAGGAACCUCGAGCAUUUCUUGAUAAUGCUCGAUUACUUCAUCGAGAAGAUUUUUGAGCCGACCAUAUCCUCACAACACGCUCUCGGAUACGUCACUCUCUGUUUGGCGGCUACUUUCGAUCAUCGUCAAGACGGCCGGAGGAUCGAUGAAGUCUUUGAAUUUUCGAAGGAGACGAAGGAACGUAUAAGGUACCUGUAUGGGUGCAUCGUAACGCCCGGGAGAUCGAGGAAGAAAAAGGCAAGAGAUACCGCACUGAUGUACUCGGAAAAUCCGUCUGCCAAGAUCGUUCACUGGUCCCGUUCGGCACAAACUACGCUGUCUUGGAUCAAAGAUCGCUCUACUCCGUUCUGUAUACAUCUUGUCGAGGAUGAGGCUAUGCUCAUCUUCGUGAUCAAGACAUCGAAGGGCGAACGCUUUUGGGUCUUCCUCCGAGUCCUCCGUCCGACUGACGAGGAGGAGCUGGCAGCCAAAGCGAGAGCCCUUGCGGAUUCGUAUCAUCCUAGGAAUGUUUUCCAAGAUAGCUCACCUUCGGAUACAGAGAAAGCCUUGGAGACCCUCCCUAACCUGUCAUCCCUUGUUGGAGAAAUGGGCGUCCUGAGAGUCCUCGUAUCCUUCACUCAAACCGUCGACCCAUCCGAACUGGGUUCGGACGAGGCAUCCACCGUGGUGACGCUCAACCUGAAGCUAAUUGCGUCGUGUACGGAGGCUUACGGCCUCGAUAUGGGAGUCGCGCGUGCAAUCGGUGACGCGAUCAUGAUGAACGUGGUAUCAUCGUCCGGUACGCCUCCUGAAAGAGAAUGGGAAGCUGGAGGUGAAGAUACGGAAGCGUCAUCUGAAGAUAUGGAAGUGUCAUCUGAAGAUACGGAAGCGUCAUCUGAUGACCUCGUCUAUUGAGAUGGUUGAGAGAAGGAAAGCGAAUGAGUUCGUGGAGUGAUAUGUUUGCAAACUACCACAUUCACAACUGUUCCUGGGUCCCCUCGUGCAUAUAUGUAGCUGGUCGUGUCGCGACUCUAGUUUAAACUCGAUUGCUUUUUGAGAAUAGCAAGAACCAAAUGAUAGCCUGUGAUAUGUCAAAUCAGCUCGAACUCGAAUUCAUACCCGAAAAUAGCACCGUCCAUUAUCCUGUAAAAGGUAAAAGCAUCCUACCACCAUUAUAAUUACUACCGCGUACAAGCGUCCGAUAACGCGUCGCGACAGGUUGCAUUGAGGGGUGGAGUGCAUUUCAGUUUCAACCGUUCGUAGGAGAAUUGAUUUCGGUAUGUAGAGCUUCUGAUCGGCGAACAUAUGUGAUAGCUUGAGAAAUUUCUUUCGUAUGACCAUAUCUCAUCAAAUCGAUAUCCUCCAGGGAGAAAUGAAUGCUAGUUUAAUCUCGCCUUCUUUCUUGCACCUUGACCUCGCCCCGAGCUCCCAGUAGGAGCUUGGCCACCAUAGACUCCUCCACCACCACCGCUUACACUCGUGAAACUGGUAGAGCUUCCUGAUUUGGAUGUUUGCGCUUGCGCGAAAGGGGCCCCAGGUCCAGUGAUACCUCCCCCGAUGCCACCUCCCCCAAGCAGAUGCGGGUGAGAAUUGUUUUGUGCUGGGACGGGCAUCAUAGACGGUGCGUCAUCUUGGGUUAUUCUUCGGUGAGGUGGUAUCUGAU
Messenger RNA from Marasmius oreades (fairy-ring Marasmius), 3166 nucleotides. RefSeq lists its product as uncharacterized. The transcript is spliced from 5 exons. Bases 10 to 2418 code for a protein of 802 amino acids. The record is from RefSeq and is a predicted model, not a curated record. NCBI's taxonomy places the organism in Eukaryota, Fungi, Basidiomycota, Agaricomycetes, Agaricales, Marasmiaceae.